Molecule: messenger RNA, 2825 nt
Organism: Lolium rigidum
Lineage: Eukaryota; Viridiplantae; Streptophyta; Magnoliopsida; Poales; Poaceae
Exons: 5
Coding region: 2236-2628 (130 amino acids)
Molecular function (GO): metal ion binding
Source: RefSeq, a predicted model, not a curated record
UCAAUAGCGGACCAGGACAACAUUUAACUUGGAAGUAAGAUUUCUUAGGAUAAAUAGAAAUAUGCAACACCAUACAUUCUUUGAUAAACUGAAACUUUGACUACUCCGUAGCAACAAUUGUAGUGUUGUCUUAGUGUAGCUAUUGCUACCAAAUAUCUUGAACCAGAUUUGGGUUCUUUUUAUGUUUCUAACUUGUAAGCUACCCAGCUUCUGUAUUACACUGAAAGCAUUAGUUUUCCCUUGCUAUGCCAUCAACUGUCUGUUGCAGUUUUCACUAUUACUGUUUGCUAUUAGAUGCUACUAACAGGUUUCCAGCUGGGGUUAUCUUCGCUCUGUCCCUGCUGUUCUUGUGGAUGCUUCUUGUUUAUACUUCCGUGGAUGGGGAAUCCUGUCAGUUAUACUUCUAUUUGGUUUGAACUUCAGUGUAAUGUAAGGUUCCCAGUUGGGGAUAUCUUCUCUCUGGCCCUGCCGUUCUUCGGGAUAUGUUCUCUCUGACACUGUUGUUCUUCUGGUUGCUUGUCGAGAAUUUUGUCGGUGUGGAAUCCCAUUGGUUACGCUGCUAAAUAUUUUUCCCUGAGAUGGAACAUAAAGAGUGGCGUGAAGCAUUCUGUCAUACUAACAACCAAGUUUACAGGUGAAUCGCUUCAUCUGUCAUCCACAUGUCGAUAUAGUGAAAACAUGUCACCCUUGAAAGGUACAUGUUGUGUGUGGUAAGGCUCAAAGUGGAAAUUAUUGUCCUAGCUGAUGUCGAACUUGAAAGUGCAAUCUUGGUCACUAGCGUACUCAGGGAGGAAUAGAAGUAGUUGAGCUGAACAAUGUGAGAAUUGCAAUUUGUUCCUUGCACGGCGUACUCUACAUUUUGAACUCCCUCUGUUCACUUCGGCUUUGAUUUGUUUCAUACCAUUUUAACUUUCUGUCUCACAGUUUUCAAAGCUAUUAAGUAGUCCUGUUUCUUUUCAAGAAUCCUUCAGUCUUCAUGGGUGUUUCUGUGUAUGUCAACACUCUGAAUGCUAUAAGGUGUUAAGAAUGAGCUGUCUGUUUGAAUUCGAAGCUGCAUCAUUGAGAUUUGUUUUUCAAAGUUCUAUUGUGCCAUUACCACAACAACCUAAUUAAGAGCUAGAGAUCACAAACAUUGAUUGAUUCAAGCAAAACUGCACUUUCUUUGCAGGUGGGGCAUUGAAUGUACGCGAUUGAUGCUUUUCUUGAUGUAGUCCGGGGGUUUGGGAGAAUGAUAGUUCCUCUUUGCCUACUCAUUAUAAGAUCGUGGUAGUUUGAUAUUUCUUAUUAAGAACCUUUUUUUCUUGGAAGUUUAAGGAUGUGACAGUAUAAUCAUUCCGUACUAAAUGACACUGAAGAUACCUAGGGAUAGUAUACCUAAAGAGCACUUUGGUUCUUCCUUCUAUUUUACCGAAACAUUUUUGUUUCUUUUGACCGACCCUCUUUGCAAUACCAACUCUGCUGAUUGCAUUUUUUAAUCUUCACGCUGCAAGGCGCCAACAGGUGAGUUCCUCUGCCGUGUAUGGUUGUACAAUAUACGUAGUGGCUUGUCUUGAUUAGAAGCGUACAGUAUCCUAAUACAAAUAUAAAGAACCUUCCACUGCAUAAUAUAUUGUUGUACUGUCACAGUUCACCUUUCAUCGAGUCCAUUUUACUGGCCCUGCCUUAGACCUUUGAGUCGCGUAGCAGUGCAAGUAACCUCUCUGCUAUGCAUAUCUGUAUUUGUUGUACUGUUACAUAUCACCUUCCGUUACGACCAUUUUACUGGUCCUGCUCUUGAACCUUUGAGUUGCAGAGCAGUGCAAGUAACCUCUCUUCUAUGCCGGUUUGUUGUAGUUGACAAGAAUGGGAAGUGCUUGGAAUCCAAUACAAAAGUGGGCCACUUGCAACUGGAGAUCUCCGUCCCAGCUUACAUUAUAACCCAGUCAUCCAAUGGACUGUCAUUGCAAAUGAUUUCCCAUCUGAUGAGUAUUUGAUCUCGUCACCUCUGUGACUGAUGGGGUUCACCAUCCAUUCUUCACCUAACUUUGUUCGGGUAGGAUUAAUAUAUUCUAGUAUUCUACCUUGUGAGUGAUCUCUGUAAGCCGUUGUUACUCUUCCUCUGUCUCUUGCCAGGAUUAGUAUAUACUAUAUAAAGAAGAGGAGGCUUUUGUACUCUCGUCAAGACAAAGCCUUGCGAGAAAAGUCUCGUUGAAGAGAGGAGAGGGAGCUCCAACCAGAGGGGGACGAAGAGCCAGAAUGAAGCACGGGGAAGAAGAUGACACAGCGAGCACAGGUGGAUCAGACGCCACCAUGGGCGGCGGCACAGCAGUCAAGCACCAAGCUUUGAGGCUCGCCGAGGACCUCUCCCUACCUUCAGUGCAGGUGGUGGUGAUGAGCGCCAACAUGGGUUGUUCGCACUGCCGACAGCGGGUCACCAAGGUGGUAACCAAGAUGAACGGGUUGCUGGAUUACAUGGUGGAUUUCGGGAAGAAGGAGGUGACGGUGAGGGGAACGGUGCUGCACACCAAGAAAAAGAGGAAGAAGAACAAGAUCAGUGGAGUUGGCAGCAGCUGGGAGAAGAUGCCGCCGGCGUCUCCUAAUAUAAGCGCCAGGACACUGUCCUGGUUUUUGGGAUGCUACGGUUCAUAGCUAGAGUACAUACCGUUCCUAGUUGCUUAAUUAUUUGUUAAUUCUUCCUUUUCUUCUUUCUUUGUAUUUUUAUAUAGUUUUUUUGCUGGGAAAUAAUGUAUGCUGGUAGUAGCGAUGUGUAUAUCAUUUUCCAGGCAUGUACGCAUGUCCUAUAUAAUCCCAAUAUUUGCAAGGAAACACUGUUAUCUUCGGGCUUA